GCAGAAGUCAUGGUACAAGACACUAAAGUGGAAGACAUGCGGCUUCCUCCCUUGAUUGUUAGCCGAAUAGUCGACAGGGCUAUCGGCCCCAGUGGAACGGUCUCAAAAGAAGCACGAACGGCUAUUGGACGAGCAGCAUCGAUUUUCAUUCAUCAAAUGAGCUCACAUGCUUGUGAGUAUGCCACGAAUAAAAGACGAAAAGUUUUGACACCCGAAGAUAUAUUCCAGGCUUUCCACAUCAUCGAAUGUGAUCAUUUGGUUGGACCUCUUCAAGAGUCUCUAGAAGUCUGGAAGACAAAUAAGGCCCAAAAAUCCGAAGAAACUAGAAAACGCAAGGCUGAUAAGAAAGGUGCAGAGAAGUCAUUGCUAACUGCAGAUGGAGAAGAUUCAACAACAUCAUUUACAAUAGCUCCCUCUGAAGAAAUGCGCUUGAGGGAGGAUGAACUGGAUGAACAUUACUGAUCUCUAUUCAUGUGAUACUCCGUUUGUGGCAAUGUACCCCCUGUUUGUGACAAAUUUUUCGUUGUUCUUGGUUUGCUGUGGGCGCGUUCGUGCUUAGCGUGGCAGAUUUGCAGGCAAGGGAUUCGUGGCAGAAGUGGAG
This is a messenger RNA of Cylicocyclus nassatus, 601 nucleotides long. The record is from the annotation of a GenBank genome assembly. Lineage: Eukaryota; Metazoa; Nematoda; Chromadorea; Rhabditida; Strongylidae.